AUGGCAUCGGCGCAUGGUCUGGACGCCCAAAGUGAGACGACUCUAGGACGAUCGCAGACCGGCAGUGACCACACCCUCGACAAUACAGGCUCCUGCCUCCUGUCCCUAGACGGUGGCGGCGUCCGCGGCCUGUCUACACUAUACAUCCUCCAAGGCAUCAUGAACCGGCUGAAUUACAUGCGUGAACAGGCCGCUCUGCGCCCAAGGAAGCCGUGCGAGAUCUUCGAUUUGAUUGGGGGAACAAGCACUGGUGGGCUCAUCGCCAUCAUGCUAGGCCGUCUGGAAAUGUCCGUCGAAGAAUGCAUAACCGCUUACACCAAAAUGAUGAAGCAUGUUUUUGAGAAGAAGGCAAAUCAUUCUUUCAUAAGUAUCCUAGGGGGCGUUAAGCCGCGGUUUUCGUCUAAGGCGCUGGAGAACGCAAUCUUGCAGGUCCUCAAAGAGCGCGGCAUUCGUAUCGACGAAAAGUUUGAGAACGGAACAAGGUUGCGGUGUAAGGUCUUUGUUUGCACCAAAUUCCAAAAGACAAACACCACUACCCGGCUCCGCAGCUACCGAAUCCCCGCGGUCUCUGACUUUAAUCCAACCAUCCUUGAAGCUGCACUCGCAACCUCCGCUGCGCCAACCUAUUUCUCCGACGUCGCCAUCGAAGGCAGCAGGUUCGUCGACGGCGCGCUCGGGGCGAACAACCCUGCCCUAGAGGUUGAAGAAGAAGCCACGGACCUCUGGUGCGAGGAGACAGGGAAUUUGCAGCCCCUAGUCAAAUGCUUCAUCUCUGUUGGCACUGGACAUGCAGGCAUACGGAGUGUUUCCGAUAAGGGGCUGAAGCAUCUCUUAGAGACGCUGCAGAAGGAGGCGUCUGAGACGGAGAGUACCAACCAGAAGUUCCUGGGACGCUGGCGUAACCAUGUGGAGCAGGGCCGAUGCUUUCGGUUCAAUGUUGACCAUGGGCUGGACAAUGUGGGGCUAGCGGAGUUUGAAGAGCAGGAUUUGCUUCGUGCAGCGACGUCUACGUAUUUGCAAAAACGAGCGGAGCUCAUCAGUCUAGGCAACACGCACCUCAAACUCCCCCCGAACCGCAUCACCCGUCACGAUCUCCUAAACGCACAGCAGAACUUCUCCCAAGCCCUCAACUACCUCAAAAACAACCCAUCUACCCCACCGAAGCAAGUCUCACGCCUCUGCCACAGGCUCAUGGAGACCUCGAUCCGGCUCAGUAUGAUUGCGCGCGAAAGUACGGAGCGCAAACAGCAUGCUGACCAGGGUCGCGAGUAUGCCGAAAAAGCGCUGGAUAAUGCACGCAAGUGUGAGGAUGACUGCAUGGUUGCACAGGCGGAGUUCAUGCUUGCGUGCGUAGGGGCGUGGAAGGUCUAUGUGGCUGCGAGAAUGAGCAGGGUGGAGCCGAGUACUUACCCGAAACGGGAGGGUGCUGAGGUACUGCUGGAGCAGAGGUUGGAGGAGUUGGGACAGUUCCCGCAUUUGGAUAUGGAAGUUUACGAGGCGCAGGCCAGGAAGUAUCUAGGGUAUUUGAGGCCAAGAUGA
This is a messenger RNA of Endocarpon pusillum Z07020, 1539 nucleotides long. RefSeq lists its product as uncharacterized. Lineage: Eukaryota; Fungi; Ascomycota; Eurotiomycetes; Verrucariales; Verrucariaceae. Bases 1 to 1539 code for a protein of 512 amino acids. The transcript is spliced from 4 exons. Gene Ontology annotation, biological process: arachidonate metabolic process. Gene Ontology annotation, cellular component: membrane. The record is from RefSeq and is a predicted model, not a curated record.